GAGCAGCAGAGCUGGCUUUGAGCUCCCAGCUGGACCCGCAGAACCAAAUCCAGGUGUUCGUUAGAACCAUUUGAUGUUAGUGCUGCCACGUUCUUCUGAUUGGGACCUUCUUGUUUUGCACCUGGACCGGAGGACGGGACGGUGCCACACUGGAGCUCUCCGGCGCGCGCCAGAGGACAAAAAACUGCAGCAAAGGGAGGUUCUUGUCCUCAGCGUGGCUCGAAUAGAUCAUAUCUGAGCAUCUUUAGGAGUUGAUCAAAUAUUUAUUUUAAUCUAAUUGACGUGUGGAGAUAAACACAACAGCAGAGCGCGCGGACUCCUCAUCUCCUGCUGCGCGUUUUUUAUGACGGAAGCCGGAGAUUUCCUCCUGUUGGAUCCAGUUUCAUGACAUAAAAGUUUUUUUUCCCAUUUUAUUUGCUGUUUUAUGUUUUCCUCUCUGUCCAACACGGUAACAAUGAUGACAGAGAACACUGAGAUGGAGAGCGAGUCYCAGCUGCAGCGCUCCCCAAGCAACAUCCCCAUCCAGCCCAUCACAUCCAAGCUCCAGAGACUGAAACGCUCRCUCUCCUUCAAGACCAUGAUGCGCAGCAAGAGCGUGGAGAACUUCUUCCAGCGCUCCUACAGCGACGCCCGCCUGCCCCCGGACUUCAUCACCGACCCGCCGCCGCCGUCCCCGCCUCUGCCCCCGGGCUCCCCUCUGGUGGGCGAGCGCUCGCCGUCCAUCUCGCCGUCCCUCAGCCCCAACCUCUCCGUCUCCUCCCACUCCCCGUCUCUGAGCCUGUCCCCRUCGCUGCCCGCCAAGCCGGCCCGGGCGCAGGUCAACCACUGCUUCCAGGACCACGUCUUUCGAAAGCCCACCAACUGCCAGCACUGCAAGCACAUGAUAGUGGGAAACUCCAAACAAGCUCUGCGAUGUAAAACCUGCAAGAUGGCUGCUCACCUGUGGUGCACCUCCGAACUGUCGCAGCAGCCGUGUCACGGCAAGUCUGGAGCGUUCAAGCGAAACUUCAGCUCGCCGAUGCUCGUCAACGACCAAUUGGCUGUCGUCAAGGAAGUUCAGCCAAGCCAAGAGGCUGAGCGGAGGCGUGUAGACCCUGUGUACGCUGCCUUGCGCUACGGGACGUCCUUGGCACAGAUGAGCCGUUCCAGUUUUGGCAGUUUGUCAGAAUCGCCGACACACAGCCUGGGGGAGGGAGGCGAAGAGAGGCAGCAGAGGCAGAGCAGCAUGGAGGAGGAGGAGGAGGAGGAGACGACGCAGGAGGCAGGGGGUAACGAGUGUGUCGUCUGUGUCUGUGCUGUGUUUACAUGGUCUUUUCUUCCUUUCGUAGAAAAUCCCCCAGCCCUUCCAGACCCCCCUGUCCCAGAGAAUGAGAUGAAAGAGGAUGAAGAGCAGAGCGGCGAGCAGGCUCAGGUUCCUGCAGAGGACACCUGUGCAAAGGUAGUGCCCAAACGUAUUGAAGUCCACUCCAUCCACACCUAUGUAGCUCUCUACAAGUUUCUGCCUCAGGAACACAAUGACCUGGAACUGCAUCCUGGCGAUCGGGUCCAGGUCACAGACGACUCUAACGAGGAGUGGUGGAAGGGUAAGAGCGGCGACAGGGUCGGCUUCUUCCCCGCCAACUUCGUUCAGAGAGUCCGGCCCGGAGAGCGGGUGUGGCGGGUCGUCCAGGGCGUCUCCGGCAGCCGGGAGCGAGGUCACAUGACAGUGAGGGAAUCUCAGAUUUGUGUCGGGAAGCGGGAAGACGGCGAGAGGUUUCUGAAACUGAGCAGCGGGAAGAAGCGAGGCCUGGUCCCGGCCGACUCGAUAGAGGAGAUAUGAACCUCUUACCUCUACACAGAUUCAGUGUCGGCACCAAAACAAGUUCAUCCCUGAGACAGCCUCAACCUCAACUGCCUGAAAGACUCUGCAAAGACUGAACCCAACAUCUGUGAUGGAAAGCAUUUAGGAGUGACUGAGGUUUYCAUGAGGGGUCUGAUCCUCUGAUUUUUUUUCCAAUCACAAUAAGUCCAUGUUUAGACAAAGGGCGCUCAAACGAGUGUGUGGUUCAGAUAUAGCUUUCCUCGUCAAAAACACGUUUACAAUCGUGGGAGGAGGCUGGAUCCUGGGAACAUCAUGCUUGUGUCAGUGUCCCUUUCUCUCUUCUGCCCACUCGGCGUGUCUCAUCUGCUCAUUUCAGGUUUUUUUUUUUUUUAACCAUGGGGACUGAUAUCAGCUUUGUUUCAAGAGACUCUUGCCAAGAACAUCCACUGCCAUGUAUGGAAAGCUAUUCUGYCACUCAGAAUGUGAGGAAAGAAGAAAGUCUGCAUCAGACUUACAGCUCCUCUUAGGGCGGGCAGAUAUAAAACGUUUCAGGCUCUGCAUUGUGUGCAUUUUUCUGACUUUUCAAGUGUAAAGGAGCGUUGAAAAUAUGCUACAAACGAGGCUUUGGCAUCUUUUAUUUUUUGCUAUGAAGGCCUAAAACACCUAUGAGGUCAAUUUUAUUUAAAAACCUACAAGAACUGCUUGAAAAAUGUCUUUUUAGAUGAGUCUGGUUAAUUGUCCACAUUGUGUCUUGUGUUGAGUGAAAUGAAAGAAACCAAACGAGGAACRAAACAUAAAGCAGUUUGUCCAGAUAAAAGGUUGUUUUUGAACUUGUGAGCACCAAGCAAGAAAAAAAAAGAAAAAAAAAAACUAGGUGUGGAUGUUCCAAAUGAAAGAAGCUGUGCUCCUGUUUUCACACGGCUGUGCACAGAAAGCUCGCUGUCUGUCUGCUCCACAGCCUCGGCGGGUGUCGCAAACGCCGCCAGGCAAUCUAACAUGUUCACCACAGCUCUGAGCAGCAGGAAAUAAACUGCAGCCAGCGUGUGCCUGAAAGAAAAAAAAACAAUUCUUUCUGGCCGUGACGAGGGUUUUGAAGUUCCAGUGACAGUUGGUGCUUUCAGUGGGACGAACGACACGAGCGUUGGAGCGGGAUGAGUCAGCGCGGAGGUAAUUUCUGUUCCCACGUGUGUGCACGACUUGUUCAUUGAUCAAAUGUCAGCCUGCCGUCGUCUUGUUUGGCCUCUCUUGUCCUCCUGUUAUUGAUGCGACUCGUCAGCUGUGACUUGUCUUCGACACGUGUUUGCUUCUCUGCCUCUUCACUUUGGAGAGUUUAGGCGCUCCGGUGAUUCCUCGUCCAUCAAACGAGCUCGAUGUAUUUCUCUGUGCUGAAAUCCGAGUGAGCACGACUCGAAGCRUUUAAUAGUAGAAAGAGGAUUUUUGAGAUAAUUUAGCUCGUUUACUACAACUCCAAGCUGGGACGUUGUGUGAAAUGUAAAUAAAAACAGAAUGUGAUGAUUUGUAAAUUUUAUUCAGAUGUUGAAUGCUUGAACUUCAUUGCUUUCUGUUUUUGUCAGAGGUGUAUAAAGUAGCCUACAUGAAAAGAGUACAGGGCUGGCCUGUGGCAUAGGUGGUGUAGGCAAAUGCUAAGGGUGCUGUCCAUCUAGGGGGCACCACAAAUAGUGACAAAAAAACUCUUUUAAAAUCUGAGUCUAGUUGAUUUAUUCUGUAGAAUAAUCACUGGUUCCUCUGGUUUAAGAACUUGUUCUGUGGGUUUCUCAGCAUGUUUUGUUGCUACACGAGGUGUUAUUUGGUGCAGAGGAUAUUAUGUUGCAGUCAAGACUAACUAUCGGUGCCCAGUGUGUAAGUAGAAAACCAAAUAAAGACAAUGGAAAGCUGAA
Austrofundulus limnaeus is the source of this 3699-nucleotide messenger RNA. RefSeq names its product SH3 and cysteine-rich domain-containing protein 2. NCBI's taxonomy places the organism in Eukaryota, Metazoa, Chordata, Actinopteri, Cyprinodontiformes, Rivulidae. Gene Ontology annotation, molecular function: protein binding. The transcript is spliced from 11 exons. The coding region runs from base 425 to 1819 and encodes 464 amino acids. The record is from RefSeq and is a predicted model, not a curated record. Gene Ontology annotation, biological process: positive regulation of protein localization to plasma membrane; skeletal muscle contraction; positive regulation of voltage-gated calcium channel activity.